CAAGGAUAAAUACAAUAUUAUAAAUUAUAAUUCUAUAUCAGUUAAACUAUAACGCAUUGAAAAUUAAAGACUGCAAAUUGGAUUUUAAAAUUCAAAUAAUCAUAAUGAAACGGAUUCAAAUUAUUUAUAAUUGUUGAAUUCUAGUUUUUAAUUUGUUAUCCUUAAUUUUUAUUUGCAUAGCCUGAUGGGUUUCAGGCUCGUUUUUUAUUAGUUGUUUGGACUUGUUCUUUUUUUUUAAGACAAUUGUACGACUAUCUCAUUUUAGGUACAUAAAUGAAAUUUUAGGUACAUAAACAUAUAUAGUUCAAUUAAAAAUAAUAGAUCUAUAAUGAAAGAAACUUGCUUCAGUUUAUUAAGUAUUGGAUAUAUGAAGAAAUAAAGGUAAUAUAAAAUGAAAGGAAAUGUUUUCUCCUCUAAAACUUAGGUCGAUAUUCAUUAUAGUCUAAUUUUAUUUCAAAACCGUCUUAGGUAAUGUCUCAAGAUGUUAAUACUCUGUGAUUGGUUGAUAACAUCUUAAAACAAUACCUAAGUUGAUCUCAAAUGUAAGAUUCAACUGAAUGAAUACCUAUCUCAAAUACGUUUUUAUCAUCUUUGAUGUUUAAAAAUGCAAGAAGCCUCUGAACAGACAUUUUUUUAUAGUGAAGCUUUUCAUUUUUGUUUGCACAGCUGUUAACCCUGCUGUUCUGUUCAGACCUGUCCGACAUAAAAGACGCAUUUUCAACAAUAUGUGUAUUUUAUUUUCUUUAAAUAAUAUUUUAUUAAAAAAAAAUUUUCUCUGGCAUUUGAUAAUUUUGCCUGUUAGUAUGUACAAUAAGAUCUUUUGUCCGUAAAUAUUUAUUAUUUCUGGAUUUUUUAGAGCUUUUCAAUCAUAUAUAUCGACUCAAAUGACAUGUCAGUAGGAAAUUCAAAUAGAACAGUAGGGUUAAACAAGGAUGAAGCGAUUCACGGUGUCUUGCUGGGAAACGCUUAAUAUUAGCGUCGAUAGGAUUUUGAAAAAUAUGUAAAGCACAAAAUAUCGUGCCCAUGUUGUAAUCGGCGCGCUCUGACAUCACGAUCACGUGGGCUAGUGCGUACCGCGGACGCGGAAGUCUCGCGUCUGCGCUUUGUACCGGCAGAACCGUGGUAGUGUGCGUGGUCCCGCGUGGAUCCCGCGCGAUUCACGGCUGAUCGUGUUGUGUCAAAUGUAAUAACCGGGCGACCGUGCCCUUGGCGCUGGCCGAACAGGAAUUGGGGAGCCGUGUCGAAUUCAAUCUCGCAACAAAACAAAUCGUAUGUAUGGUCGUGUGAGACACGUGGACACACACACACACCGGAUGAUCGGCUGUAACCGCCGCCGCCACUGACCAACCGUCUACGCAAACGAACACGCAUGCACACGCACGUCGUGUGCGCGCACGCGAGGAUGGCCGGGAAUUGGUCGAGGCUGAAUCGGCGCGGAUUUCAAUUGGUCGAGAACCUGCUGCUGCGCGCCCGAAGUCGACGUAUAAACGAUUUCGCCGAUCAAGGACGCACCGCAGACGUUUGCGGCCCUCCGUAUAGACGAGACUAUCACCUUACAACAACGCGUUACACACGAGAACGAAGCAUGGAAUCAAUACUCCAUGAAAACAUUUGGGAGAGCGAUCCUGAGCUCUUUGACUUGAUGAAGAAGGAGAAGAAACGGCAAGAAUCCGGGCUGGAGAUGAUCGCGAGCGAAAACUUUACGUCUCUCAGUGUACUCCAGUGUCUGAGCUCGUGUUUGCAUAACAAAUACAGUGAGGGAUUGCCUGGUCAGAGAUAUUACGGUGGAAACGAGUUCAUUGACGAGAUUGAAUUGCUGGCGCAGAAACGCUCCUUGGAAGCCUUUAAUUUAGAUCCCGAGCAAUGGGGUUGCAAUGUGCAACCCUAUUCGGGAAGUCCAGCGAAUUUCGCAGUGUACACGGGUUUGUUAGAGCCUCACGGACGUAUAAUGGGCCUGGAUUUGCCCGAUGGUGGCCAUCUCACUCAUGGUUUCUUCACGGCGACCAAGAAGAUCUCCGCUACAUCUAUCUUCUUCGAAUCGAUGCCGUACAAAGUCGAUCCUGUCAGUGGUUUGAUCGACUACGAUGAACUCGCAAAACAGGCAAGAUUGUUUAAACCGAAAAUCAUCAUCGCUGGAGUAUCUUGUUACAGCAGAUGUCUCAACUAUAAACGUUUUCGCGAAAUUGCCGACGAGAACAACGCCUAUCUCUUCAGCGACAUGGCUCACGUCUCUGGAUUAGUCGCCACCGGGUUAAUACCCAGUCCUUUCGAAUUUAGUGACGUUGUUUCGACAACUACACAUAAAACCUUACGUGGUCCGCGCGCUGGCGUUAUUUUCUUCCGAAAAGGCGUUCGGAGCGUCACGAAAGACGGCAAAAAAAUUAUGUAUGAUAUAGAGAAUAGAAUAAAUCAAGCUGUCUUUCCGGGUCUUCAAGGUGGACCUCACAAUCACGCUAUCGCCGCUAUAGCCACCACUAUGAAACAGGUGAAAACAUCAGAAUUUCUCGAGUAUCAAAAACAAAUAGUAGCUAACGCGAAGAGAUUGUGUGCUGGUUUGCAAGAGCGCGGUUAUAACAUCAGUACGCAUGGCACGGACGUCCAUAUGAUGUUAGUAGAUCUACGAUCUACGGGCAUAACUGGUUCAAAGGCAGAAAAGAUCUUGGAAGACAUUUCUAUCGCCUGUAAUAAAAACACUGUUCCCGGUGAUAAAAGUGCGUUGAAUCCUAGUGGAAUCCGUUUAGGAACACCCGCACUUACUACUCGUGGUUUAAUCGAGGAAGACAUCGACGAAGUCGUGGACUUUAUAGACAGAGGACUGAAACUUGCUAAGGAAGUAAGUGCUAUCUCCGGCCCGAAGCUGGUUGAUUUCAAGAGAGUGUUAAAUACUGAUGAAAAUAUUGUGGCAAAGGUUGCGGCUCUAAAAGAGGAAGUCGAAACUUUCUCGAGGAAAUUUUCAAUUCCUGGUCACAAAAGUUAUUAAGCACGAAACAUAUUUCAUUUUUGUUAUUAAUCUUAUCGCUCCUUAUAAUGUUUGUAUUAUAUUAUUAUAUAUUAUAUUAUAAUACUUAUAAUGUUUUCAUUAUAAAGCACUAAUUAUAAAUUUUUUAAAUUAUUGUUAUAUUUUUUCUAAAUGAUGAGAUCUGUAUUAUUCAUGUAUCCAAGUGAUUCAUGAAAGUUAACGACGCAGCAUAUUUCUAUUUUUCUAUGUAUAAAAUGUCAUUUUAUUAUGUAA
Molecule: messenger RNA, 3232 nt
Organism: Monomorium pharaonis (pharaoh ant)
Lineage: Eukaryota; Metazoa; Arthropoda; Insecta; Hymenoptera; Formicidae
Gene: Shmt
Product: serine hydroxymethyltransferase, cytosolic
Exons: 6
Coding region: 1370-2980 (536 amino acids)
Biological process (GO): tetrahydrofolate interconversion; purine nucleobase biosynthetic process; L-serine catabolic process
Cellular component (GO): cytoplasm; nucleus; cytosol
Molecular function (GO): glycine hydroxymethyltransferase activity; mRNA regulatory element binding translation repressor activity; serine binding
Source: RefSeq, a predicted model, not a curated record